Striga hermonthica is the source of this 2280-nucleotide messenger RNA. The record is from the annotation of a GenBank genome assembly. Lineage: Eukaryota; Viridiplantae; Streptophyta; Magnoliopsida; Lamiales; Orobanchaceae.
AUGGAGAAGCAGAAUUCGACGGGCGCCGCCGGCCUCAUUCGUACGAAAUCCGACCAGCUGGUGGAGACCAUCGCGGCCGCCCUCGGCGUCAUGCGGUCGCCGGCCUCUUCGUCCGGCGGGGAGCCGCCACCGUCUGGCGGCGCCACCGGGUCGGAAGGCGGCGGCGGCGGAGCUUUGUCGAGAAAAUCGAGCCGGAGGCUGGCGUCGGCGUCUCCGGGGAGGAUCGGCGGCGGCAGCGUUGGCCGGAACAGCCACAUAAGGAAGUCGAGUAGCGCGCAGAUGAAGUUCGACGUGGAGGAUCUGAAUAGCGGCGCCGCCCUAAGCCGGGCGUCGAGCGCAAGCCUAGGCUUCUCGUUUUCAUUCACCGGAUUCACAGUGCCGCCAGACGAGAUCUCCGGCACGGCGCCGUUCAGCGAUGAGGAUAUCACAGCUGAAGAUCUUGAGGCUGGCAGACAAAAGAAGAAACUUCAAACAGAACCCACCUUGCCAAUAUACCUCAAGUUCACGGACAUAACGUACAAGGUGGUCCUAAAAAGCGUGACUUCAACCGUUGAGCGAGACAUUCUAAACGGGAUUUCGGGUUUGGUUGACCCGGGUGAGGUUUUGGCCUUAAUGGGCCCAUCGGGAUGCGGAAAAACGACGCUGCUGAGUCUUUUGGGAGGCAGAGUAAGCGAACCAGCUUUCGGUGGCUCGAUCACUUACAACGAUCAACCGUAUUCCAAGUCUCUUAAAAGCAAGAUAGGAUUCGUUACGCAAGACGAUAUUCUGUUUCCUCACCUCACGGUGAAGGAGACUCUAACUUAUGCGGCUCGACUGAGGCUUCCGAAAACACUAACGAAAGAGGAAAAAGAUCAACGAGCCAUGGACGUGAUAUACGAGCUCGGACUUGAGAGCUGCCAAGAUACCAUGAUAGGCGGCUCGUUCGUGCGUGGGGUUUCGGGUGGAGAGCGAAAGCGUGUGUGUAUCGGGAACGAGAUUAUCAUCAAUCCGUCGCUAUUAUUCCUAGACGAACCGACGUCGGGUCUUGAUUCCACAACUGCAUUGAGGAUAGUCGACACGCUACAUGAUAUAGCCGAGGUGGGGAAAACGGUGAUCACGACAAUCCACCAGCCAUCGAGUAGACUCUUCUUGAAAUUCGACAAGCUGAUCCUUCUCGGAAAGGGCAGUCUUCUCUAUUUCGGGAAAGCAUCCGAGGCAAUGAUCUAUUUCUCGUCAAUAGGUUGUUCGCCGCUUAUAGCAAUGAAUCCGGCCGAGUUCAUGCUCGACCUCGCUAACGGAAACGUGACCGACAUUUCUGUCCCAUCCGAGUUAGAGGAUAAAGUUCAGAUGGGAAACUGCAGGGACGAGACCAAGAGUGGAAAACCGGCUCCUUCACUCGUUCAAGAGUAUCUCGUGGAGGCCUACGAGACGCGUGUAGCCGAAAAUGAGAAGAAGAAACUCAGAAACACGCUGACCAUCGACGAAGAAAUUAAGUCGAAAGUUUGCUCGAGCAAAAGAGAAUGGGGUGCAAGCUGGUGUGAACAGUACUCAAUACUUUUCUGGAGAGGCCUCAAAGAAAGACGACAUGACUAUUUCAGCUGGCUUAGGAUCACUCAGGUUCUUGCCACCGCAACUAUUUUAGGACUCUUGUGGUGGCAAUCGGGCAGUAACAACCCGAACGAAUUGCAGGAUCAGGCGGGUUUACUCUUCUUCAUAGCUGUUUUCUGGGGAUUUUUCCCGGUUUUCACGGCCAUCUUCACUUUCCCGCAAGAGAAGGCUAUGCUGUGCAAGGAACGCGCGGCCGAUAUGUACAGAUUGAGCUCGUAUUUCAUGGCACGGACAACGAGUGACCUCCCACUCGACCUCAUACUUCCUGUUCUAUUUCUUCUCGUCGUGUAUUUCAUGGCGGGCCUUAGAAUGGAUGUCGGCUCAUUUUUCCUCACUAUAGUUACGGUUUUCCUCUGCAUUAUAGCCGCACAAGGUUUAGGGCUAGCGAUUGGCGCUACGCUAAUGGAUUUGAAACGUGCGACUACGCUUGCAUCGGUCACGGUAAUGACGUUCAUGCUUUCCGGGGGCUUUUUCGUGAAGAAUGUCCCGGUUUUCGUAUCGUGGCUCCGUUACCUCUCCUUCAACUACCACACGUACAAACUUCUCCUCAAAGUUCAGUACGAACACAUAAGCCACACGGUAAAUGGGGUUAAAAUCGACAGUGGGUACAAGGAAGUCGGAGUUUUAGCAGCCAUGGUUUUCGGCUAUAGAUUCUUGGCUUAUUUGUCCUUACGAAGAAUGAAACUCCACUGA